ACUGUUGAAUUCGAAUUUUUUGAAUCGGAAUCUCGUGCGAUCCCUUUCAAGUCACAACAAACCCAAAUUUCAAAUCCAAACCUCAUGUAAAUCAUAAAAUACCAUCAGAGGCAAUUAUUGUAGUACUUUUAUAUAUUUACAUAAUUAGCAAGGACGGAGGAGAGAUCUCACCCAGAAGAUCAACGAAAUGAGUAUCCAGACUUCAGGAAAGAGAUUAGAAGGUAAGGUGGCGCUGGUAACCGGGGGAGCCAAUGGCAUAGGAGGAACUGCAGCUAGACUCUUUGUCAAACAUGGUGCCAAGGUCCUCGUCGCAGAUAUCCAAGACAAAUUAGGCCAUUCCCUUUGCCAAGAACUCGGAAACUCGGAAAGUAUCAGCUACGUCCACUGCGAUGUUACAUCUGAAUCUGAUGUAAAAAAUACAGUGGACUUUGCUAUCUCUAAGUGUGGAAAACUCGAUAUCAUGUUCAACAACGCCGGUAUAAUGAGCUCAGAUGCUACAAUCUUGGGUGCAGACAGCGAAAAUUUCAAGGUAGUCUUUGACGUCCAUGCAUUUGGUGCAUUUUUGGGAGCCAAAUAUGCUGCCAGGGUAAUGGUUCCAGCCAAGAAAGUUGCAUAUUGUUCACGGUAAGUAUGGCAUCUGUGUCCUUCGGAUGGCCUCAACAUGCAUAUGUGGCAGCAAAGUGUGCAGUUGUGGGCUUAGCCAAGAACCUGGCUGUGGAACUGGGGCAAUAUGGGAUAAGAGUUAACUGCAUUUCUCCAUUUGCAGUGGCAACCCCGAUGCUGACAGAACCCUUAGGGAUAACCAAGAAGAAAGCAGAGUAGGUGGUUUGUUCCACGGCUACCCUGAAGGAAACUGUGCUAGAAGCAGAGGACAUCGCGCAGGCAGCUCUGUAUUUGGCAAGUGAUGAGUCCAAGUAUGUGAACGGAGUCAACUUGGUGGUUGACGGUGGUUAUAGCCUCACCAACCCCUCUUUAUCAAUGGCUCUCAAGAGUCUCUAUAGCUUACCCUCUUGAACUUCUUUUUUCUCUAGGAAAACAGAGGUGCUCUGUUAUGCUCUGUCUCUCCCUUUAUUUUCUUCCAUGUUUCAAUAAACAGAGUUGUCAAGU
Molecule: messenger RNA, 1107 nt
Organism: Rubroshorea leprosula
Lineage: Eukaryota; Viridiplantae; Streptophyta; Magnoliopsida; Malvales; Dipterocarpaceae
Source: the annotation of a GenBank genome assembly